Spirometra erinaceieuropaei is the source of this 9335-nucleotide messenger RNA. The record is from the annotation of a GenBank genome assembly. Lineage: Eukaryota; Metazoa; Platyhelminthes; Cestoda; Diphyllobothriidea; Diphyllobothriidae.
AUGGAACAACGCAUCGGCAUGGCCGUGACGAGGUUCCGUGUAGAACAUCGCAGGAGGUCACAAGGUAAGUGAGCAAGUAAACUUUGCCCUUGCUCUGCUUGUGCUUGUUGUCUGAUCUCUGUCUGCUUGUCUGUGCUUGCCCAUGUUGAAAGUUAAAUCCCGUUUGUUUGGGUUUCCUGCAUGGUAUCUGCUACUUGUUGUCACUGAAUGCUUGUUUUAAUGAUAAUAAUAAUAAUAACUUGAUUUAAUGCCAGUUAGCAGGCAUUGUCAGGGAAGCGUUAAACACAAAUCCGGCCAUCAGUGAAAAAACCUCCUGUCGAAAAGGAAUAAAAAUAAAGUUGAUGGUGGUUUUUAGAAAAACACUGCUGACCGCAAACUGUCGACACUCCAGAAGGGAGGGGGUGCACGAUAUAAGAUCUCAUCAGUCGCCAAUUACUUUCAUGAAGUUAGGGUUAGUCCAACCAGAAGUGCCGAAGAACAGCUGUCGCUGUUAACCAAAGAAAUUGUCCCUGAAGAGACCGCCCAUAGUGGUCAGAGACCACAAACGCCAUCGCUCCGGUACAGUCGUUCAGUGGAUUCCACACUCAAAAUUUGUGGCAGCUUUUCUGAAUGCAAAAAUCGAGUAAUAAUUCUCUUAAAUAAAGGAUAAUUUUGCAGAGUUUUCGCACUCAUGGGUAGUUUAUUCCAAAUAGCAAUUGCAUCUACAGAAAAGAACCGAGGAUAUUUAACAGUACGUGCCAGAGGCAGAAAUAAGAAGACCUCACGAUGACUGUUAAGUCGCGGGUGGAUAUGAUGUCUUAAAGAGGUGAGUGGGUUAAAUGUGUGAUAAUGUAAGAGUUUAAAUAGCAAAAAUAGUCCCUUUUGCAAUGUACGGAACAAUAAAGGAUCAGGGCCUAUAAGCCGGCAACGUUCUUGGUAAGACAAAUGUUGGUGUUCCGGGGUUAAAAUUCUCUUGGUAAAAAAGUGUUGAACGGAUUCUAGUUUCUUCCGCUCAGUAGCACGCAUGAGGCUAAAUAAAAACGAACAGUAUUCCAGGCCAGGUCUAACGUACAUGUUGUAAAGCCGCAAUCUGAUGGCCCUUGUUUUAAAGUUUCGGAGAAUAAACCCGGUCGUUAUACGUUCUUUGAGAUUACAAAGGCACAGUGCUCCGAAGGAUUGGGGCUCUUGAAAUAUGAUACACCCAGAUCCUAAAUAACCCCAGGCACAUUUAUGGCGUGACCGUCAAUGCUUAGUUGAGGUUGGCGGUCGUCGCCAACCACCAUGACUGAGCACUUAUGCCAAGAAAGAGAAAGGCGUCAUGUGCGGCACCACUGGGCAAAGGCCCGCCGGUCCCUCUUUAAGAGUUCAAGUACGAUGUCAUGAUCUGCCGGCUUAUAUGGAUGUGCAAACUUCAGAUCAUCGUCAUACAUGAAAGGCCUACCAUUCUGAAAUAAAUCGGGUACAUCAUUAACGAAAAGGCAAAAUAAAAGCGGGCCGAGUACACUACCCUGAAUGACUCCACUCCUCACACGUGUGGGGUUGGAGGUAGUAUUAGAAAUCUCAACUCUUUGGGUACGAGUGCCCAGGUAAGAGGAUAUAAAAUUCAAAGGUUUUUCACCUAUUCCGAAAGAGGACAGUUUCAAGAGAAGAAGAGCAUGGUCAACGCGAUCAAAGGCCUUAGUGCAAUUUCAAUUUCAAUUAUUUUUAUUAAAGACCCGUCGGGGUCCCAUCAAAGCAAGUAAAAAUAAAUUUACAUGCGAAUUUUAGACGAGGUAGGCAAAAUCUGUACAAGUGCAAUACAUAUUUUUUGAGAUUAGAAGUCCGUUAAGCAAAAUGAAAAAAACGAGGGGUGAAAAAAAACUCCAAAGCAAAAUUUAAAAAUGAUUGUAAUAAUUUAACAGGAGAAAAAAACCCUCAGAAAAAUAGCAUCAGAAAAAUACCGGGAGGACUGGCCUGCAUUUGGCGGUACAGAAUGGAAUAUAGUCCGACAUCAACAUGGCCGAAAUAAAUGUCAGCUGUAUAUGGCAUUGUGUAACGGAUUUCAUAAAAUGGUACGUAGGCGGGUCGGUCAGGACUGGCCUGUAUCACCUUGAAUAAAAAAAAUAAGUGGCGAAAUUGAAAACCAGUCUCGAGCUGAUAGGAACCCAGAUGCGGUAAGUUUCAUUCAACCGAGUCCAUCCGAGCAUGGGGGGAGAUGCGACCAGAUUACUAGUAUAUGGCGAAUAAAGAGGGCUUUGUCAUGACCGCCGAUGGAGCGCAUUAUGUAAGGGCACGAUGACAACCAGUCUCGAGGCGACAAGAACCGAGAUGCGGUCGGUUACAUUCAUCCGAAUCCAUCCGAGGAUGGGGCAAGGGAGAUGCGACCAGACUACUAGUAUAUGGCGAAUACAGAAGGUUUCGCCAAGAGCAUCGAUGGACCGCAUUCUGUGAGGGCACGAUGCAUGAACUGAAAAAUUGGAAUAAUUAACAUUUCUGGUGAGGGAUCUCAGGAAGCGAGACUACUCAUAAAGGAAGGAAAUGUUAACAGAUACGGAAAUUUAAUGGCGGCAUACUAAAUUCCCGGUGGCCCUUUUUCACUGUCAUAGAAAAAGUUGUCUGGGAAGGAUGAGGAAAAUAAAAGUUUAAUCGAGUCGGUAUUCAGAUAAAGACGUAGCCUUCUCUUAAAGGUGUGUAGAAUUUCUGAAGAUCUUAUAUUUAUUGGAAGGUUAUUCCAGAGGAAAGUAUAUCUGGAAGCGAAAAAAGGGAGCGCUUAGAGGUGGAGGACGCUAGAGGAGGUAUAAUUAGAGACCAGUUGCGAAGAUUGUAUGGGCGACUACCAGGGGUGAGUGCUGAAAUCCGAGGAAAAUUUGAACUAUGAUUAAUGCGAAAGAGGAGCCAGAAGCCCGCUUCUAGUCUUCGAACCCAUAAAAAUUUUAGGUUAAUUAGCUGGCAUCUAUCUGAGUAGGCGAUAUUGAGAUGUUCCCUACCUAAAAGUUUUUUAGAAAAACGUAUUUGGACAUUUUCAAUUUUUAAACGACUAGCUUCAUUCAUCAAACCAAAGAAUGGGCAACAAUACUCGGGAAUGGGAAGUACAAACAUACGAUAGAGCCUUAAUUUAAUUUCAGGAAGAUAGAAAUUGUAAGAAAUAAAGCCACAAAUCUGGGCAGCUUUGGCUGUAAUUCUGUCAGCGUGCGGCGAGAGAUCAAGAUUACUAGUGUAGCUUAAACCUAAAUCCUUGAUGGUGGUACAUUCAGUCAUGAGUGUGCCUUGAAAGACCACAGGUUGGGGUAGCCUAUCAGGUCCAAAACACAUAUAGUGACAUUUAGGCGGAGAGAAUUGCAUUAGCCAUUUUGAGCUCCUGGCUGAGAGAGGAAGCAAGUCAGCAUGGAUUUGCUCCAGGCAAUGAAGGCUCGUAGAUUUAUUGAAAGAAUAUACACAUUUGAGAUCAUCGGCAUAAAUAAAUGAUUGAGAAUUUUUAACUGCUGCUGAAAUAUCAUUUAUGUAAAGCAAGAACAAAAGAGGACCUAAAACGGUACCUUGUGGGACACUAAUUACAAUAGGGCCUUCACUGGAAAGUGAAGAUCCCACCAAAACCUUUUGUUUACGAUUAGACAGGUACGACCUGAGAAAGUCUAUUAGUGGACUGCGAAUUCCCAUAGCUACCAAUUUAAUCAGGAGUCUUUUAUGUGGCACUUUAUCAAAGGCUUUACUAAGAUCAAAAUAUAUAACGACAACAGAUAUGUGAUCAUGACGAAGAGAGGUAAGUAGAUCGAGAAACGACAGAUGACAUGUUUCACAAGAGCGAUCUGGUAAAAAACCAUGCUGGGAAGGGCUAAUAACUUGAUUGGCUAUGCAAAAUUCGGUAAUUUUUACGGCGAUAAUUUUUUCGAAGAUUUUGGCGAGAGAGGGUGUUUUAUGGACACCUCGAUAGUUCUGUACGUCAGAACGACAUCCAGACUUAAAUACUGGAAUAAUAAUAGAAGUUUUCCAAUAGUCAGGGAAGAAGCCAUUUACGAGAAAUACUGAAAAGAUUUUGCUAAGCAGAGGAGGAAAAUCUCUUAGCUGUUUUAUCAAAGAGUUUGGGAUAUUGUCCGUACCUACUGAGUGAGAGUUAGGAAGAUGACUUAUCAGUUUUUGAAUACAUUCAGGAGAAAAAUUAAUGAAGCUAAGAGAAGCAUCAGACAACGAAGGAAUUAAAGGGAUCGGAUCAGUUUCAAUGGUGAAAUGCUUGGCAAAGAACGAAUUUAAAAUUUAUGCUUUGCCUGACUCCUCUGUAAUGAAGGCAUCACUUGCACUAAGCAAGGGCGGAAUGACUUGGUGGGACUUAGCAGAUGAUCUCUGACGGAAGAUCUGAGCAACUGAUUAAGAAGAAUUCACGUCAUUAAUAGCUAAAGACUCUCUACGCCUAUCUCGCUCGAGCCUCAUUUUCGAAGUUUGUUCAAAUAUUUCAGCGAUUCUUAGAUGAACUGAUAAUGAGCUCACAGGAGGAUCUUUAAACUGCUUCCGUAACUUUUUAAGUCUGUUUUUAAGAAAGUGUGGGAUAGCGGUGGAAUUGGCACUCGAUUUGAACAUCUUCCGAGGAAUACGGUCAAGAAGACCUUCUGUUACGCAUUGUAAUCAAUUGUUGAAAAAAUUUAGAUCAUUAUUUGAAAAAAUAUUGUGCCAAUCAAGAGUGCAUGUUAAGUUAUUUACUUAUUCCUUAUUAACAUUAGCAAAGUCAAAAAUACUACGUUUAACUGUUGGCUUUGCGGAAAUUGCAACUGGAAGCGACAAUGGAUUAAUGCAUGAUCACUUGCAAAGAGGUCAUGAUAAAAAUCCAUAGAUAAAGGGAAGGUGCCAUUAGGAAAAAUUUAGUCUAAAACACUAUCGUUUCUGGUCGACGAGUGAACUAAUUGAGUCAGGUUUGAAAAGUAAAUUUUGUCAAGCAGCUUCUGGAAUUUAGGAGGAGAAGUAUGUGUGUGCCAGUCAAUUUCUGGCAAAUUAAAAUCGCCUACGAUUAUCUUGACAUCGAAAGAAGUUUCUGCAAUUUUUUCAAAGAGUUCACAAAGUUGGCUUUCAUUUCCGGAGGAACAAGGAGGAUUAUAUACACAUCCGACUAAGGCUUUCCUAUUUUGAGGAAGGAUUACCGAAGCAAAACAUAAAUUUCCAGAGAAGGAGGAAAUGUUCAAGUUAUAAGGCGAUUGUGCAAGUGAUGCUCUUAUGUAAAGAAGGCAUCCACCGCCGCGUCUGUCGGCACGUUCCUGGCGGUAUAAAUUGAGGCUAUCUAUGUUAAGUGCCGAGUCUGAAAUUAGAGAGUGGGCCCAAGAUUCAGUAAUGCACAAUACGUCUGUGUCAAACUCAACAGCUACACUUCUUAGGUGUGCCAUCUUUUGUACGACAGAUCUUGCGUUGAGAGAGACAAUACUGAGCGUAUUCCUAAUAUGUAGGUUCCGCUCAUUGCUACUUAUAAAAAAGGAAGAGCCGGAGGUGGAAAAUUAAGCUGUUGGAACGAAGCAAUUGGUGGAGGACAAAGUUGCUGCGGUCUAAAAUUUAUGGGGUAAUUACUAGCUAGAGAUGCAGCAUUACGUGGAAAAACAUUUGAGGAGGACCCAGGAAGAGGAAAACUAUUUUGUUGGGUUGGAAAAAUAGGAGACAAGAAAAUAGGAUUUUGGGGUAGUUUAUGUUAGGUGGCGGACGUAAUGGUUUCGGGAAACAGUUAACAUCAGGAAAGGGCUUUAUAUUUUGGGGUGUCAGGCUAGCAGCGGGAUUGGAAAAUUUAUCAGCCAUGCAAUAUACUUGCAUUUUGCAGUCUGAUGUGUAAGAGGGCUUCACAACUGUGGCGUUAAGUUGAGAAUUCAGGAUAGGAACAGGUAAAAACCUCCCUGAACUCUCAUCUAGCUUAUUAGACCUAACUGCAAGGUCAGACCUGAGUAGCCAGGCGUGGGAACGGGGUGGAUUCGAUGUAAGUUUAUUGACCAAAUCACUAUUCUGAGUGCUGGGAGCCGGUUGUGCUUCAAGGACUAGCUCAUCUUUACUGCUAAGAUCAAGCUCCCUUAUAAAUUUGGGAGCCGCAUUUGAACAAUCCUUGCUCCGUGGGGGAGUUUUAAAGAGGCUAGUUUUAACCGUCUCUGUGAUAAUGUGAUCAGCAGAAGAGCUAGAUGGAACUGGGGCCGCUGUAGAUAGUGGGGGGAUUUGGUCGACACCAGAUGGAGAAACUGCUUUAGAGGAAAAAGGCAUUUGAGUAGAAUUCGGGGGUGGCUUUACGUUUGGUAAUGGGGGAGAAACUUUUCGUUGCAGUGGAGUUUGGUCUCGACUAAUAAAAAGUUUAUUUGCCCUGAGAUAUUGAGUCGAGCGCUCCAAAUGGGAGAAAAGAAAAUCCACUUCUAUCGAUGAAAAGAGUUUGACAAGAAUUGGUGGAUUCUUGCUCCUAGAUGAAAGCCUUUUAGCUUCCGCGACCCUAAAGUUGAAGCCGCAUGAAAAAAGGAAAUGAAAGGCGACACUAUUGGCUGUCUACUCUUAGGAACGUUUUUUAAUAUAAAGUUGAAACUUCGUUUGUGCCUGUCUUCAGUCUCAGUCGCAACCAGGUUAAUGAGAGGCAUGAGCUUCUCACACUGCUGAGACGUAAGCGUUGGCAAAUUUCCGUCAAGAAGGGCACCAAGGACAGAAAAAAUUGAUCCGCAACGAGACAUAAAGUUGUUAAAAUCAUCAAGCGCCCCUAGAUCAAUUUUCUUCAUAUGAACAAUGGGGUUCAGAUGAAGUUUAGUUUCCUUCAGAUUUCGACGAAGGGUUGCUUGAGGUUUCAUGCCGAAAACGCAAAACAAGACUUAAGUCCAAAUAUUUAUAUGGAUGAUAACUGCCGAAACUUCGAGGAUAUAUGGAUGAGGCUAUGUAUGAUGAAACGAUUUAUGAAAGCUGCCAAUAUUGGUGGACCAGACAGCACAAUUUAUACUAAGCAAGUUUUACUCAAUACCAGAAUGCAAACUUGAAAAAAGAACGGGCAAAUGACAAUUUCGUAGGUGGCAAAACAGAACUAUGAAUAAAUCUGAAUUGGAUAAUGAGGCUAUGUAGGAUAAAAUAGAUAACAGUAUAAUUCUCAAUAAACUGACGAUGAAAGCCGUCAGAUGGAGACGGUUUAUCGUUUAAAAUAUAAUGGUUAUCUAUAUUUAUACGAGGAAAACCUUUUGUAUAUGCAGGUAAGACUUGAUAGGAUUGAGGCUAUGUUGGGUGAAAAACUGCGACCAUAGAUUUCUGCUUUAUGACAAAUCACAGAAACACGACAGGAAGCGAAGAAGACUUAUGACAAAAAAUAGAAAAUUUUGUCAGGUCUACACUGGAAAACUGUGCAAGGGAUUAAGAAAUUGAAUCCAAAAAUAUAACUUUCACUUAUCCUUUCAAAAUCGUGCUGCGCGCGAAAUAGAAUGUGCAAAGUGUAAAACCAAUGUCCCUAAAUUCGAGGACACAGUCAAAGAAAGAAGGUUGACAGGUGUCUCAAGACCGAGCUUUGAGGAAUCCAUGCUGAGCCGCACUCAGUAGGUUAUUCUCUGUCAUCUUAUCUUUGAUCAAUAUCGCUAAGAUAUUCGAAACUGCGGGGAGGGUGUUUAUUGGCCGAAAGUCACCAAAUGACGCAAAUUUGCCGUGCUUAGGAAUGGGCAAAAUGUGUGAUUCCUUCUACAAGGUAGGAGAAGUUUCACUUUCAAGAGCGAGAUUAAAUAUCUUGCAUAAGAGGGAUGGAAAAAUCGUAUUUGCAUCGGCUUUUAAAAUGCUUACUGGGACACCAUCAGGUCCUGGACUAUAAGAUUGACGGAAACGCCGAAUCGCAACAAUCACAUCCCUCGGCAAUUGGAUUUGCCUUUGACUUAGGCACAUGCUUAGGCGUGCUAGGAGUUGCUGGGGAGUCGAUAGAGGCGUGUUUAUACCAGGAGUGAUGGUAUGUUUAAAGAUCUCAGCACCAAGAACAGUCGAAUUUCCCUACGGAAUUGACUAUGUCGUGACGUGCACAGGCCGCAGAUGAUGUUGUAGAAGACUUAUUCAAACUGACAAUAGGUGUCAUCAUGUUGGUGUUGGUUUUUUGAAAAGUUCAGUUUGGUCAGUCUUCGCUGCAGGGGUGUGAGGUCUGGCGAAACGGAGCAGUGCCAUUUACGGCAGAAUUAUCUAGUUAUCUCCCUCCUCGACGAGAUAAAAUCGACUUCUAUCAAGGAGAGAAGCGUAACUAGUAUCGGCGCAUUACGGCGGAGCGAGCGCAGUCGUUUAUCUUGCGCGACACUGAAACCCAAGCCACAACAUUGCAGGAAUAAAUGCGUCCCUCUAUAGCAGAUAAGUGACUCCGAAUGUUUCACUGUACAAAAUUAUGCCUGCGUUUUAUUCUCUCCUCAGUUUCAGAACUCAUUACUCUAUAAAGUUUAAACGCCUGUUCAAUGACUUUUUCAGAAGUGCUGUUUAAGUCGCCAUAUAUCUAUUGCUCGAGCAUUUCGUCGGCUGAUGAAUGUUUCGCAGUACAAAAUUAUGCUUACGUUUAAUUCUCUCCUCAGUCUCAGUACUUCUUACCCCAAUAAGUUUAAAAGCUUGUUCAAUGGCUUUUUCUUCUGAUUGUCAGAGACCGUAAUUAAUGUAAAUAAAAUGUCGUCAUAUAGAAUAUGCCUACAAAUCGAAUUUAUCUCAAUAUCCAGUAAAUUUACAGAAAAACAGGAAAGCAAGGCAUCCUGACUGUCUACCAUGCGCUUAACCGUCGUUGUUGGCAGUCCCACGAUAACAUGCGUUAUUUUCUAAGUAACGCAAAAUCGUGGACAAUAGUGGAGUUAAGUCGCGUCGGCACAACCGGCCUUGCUCACCUCCGCUAGGAGGAAGGGAUUAGAAAAAGUGCCCUAAAGGUUGCUGGGGAUCCACGUCGUCCGCAGAUUGACCGUGUUUGCAGACGCUAAACUCACGGCCGAAACAACCAAAAUCCAAACAACAACAACAACAAAAACAAUUACAAUAACGCUACUCUCUCUCUCCCUCCUCCACUUCCUACAUCUUAUUCCUCUUCUUCUCUUUAUUAUUAUUCUUCUUCUCCCCCUCCUUCCCGCCGCCACACUCGCCAGACUGGCAGGGUGAGCCCGCUCACUCUGGCAGCCUGGAAUGUUCAUUCCCUUUUAGACAAUCCGAGGAGCAACCGACCGGCUCGGAGGACGGCGCUAGUUGCUCGGGAACUGGCGCGCUACAAGGUGAACAUCACCGCACUCAGCGAGACCCGGUUCUCCGAGCAAGGCCAACUGGAGGAGGUAGGUGCCGGCUACACCUUCUUCUGGAGCGGUCGCCCCAAGGCAGGGCAAGGGGACGCGGGUGUCGCCUUCGCCAUCCACAACGACAUAGUGAGAGAGGACUGCCCUGUCUGCCGCAGGACAUCAACGAUCGUCUGA